This is a messenger RNA of Dentiscutata erythropus, 456 nucleotides long. The record is from the annotation of a GenBank genome assembly. NCBI's taxonomy places the organism in Eukaryota, Fungi, Glomeromycota, Glomeromycetes, Diversisporales, Gigasporaceae.
AUGGAUGAAUUUAUCAAAUGGCCAGAAGAUAACCAGGAAGAAACCUUUGAGCCACAAGCUAUUGAUAUUGGCGCAGAAGGAAUUGGUAUUGAAAAGGAUGAACAGGCAAUGAAUAUGAACAUGCUUAUAUAUAUACCUGUCUUUCUUUUUACUAAGUUAACUCCUAGAAGACGCCAAAAAUUGGUCUUUGCAGGGAAAGCCCAGCGCUUCGAAAAUGACAGCCCGGGAGCUCAAUUUAAGGGAGGCCGUAUAUUGAGUAGAUUUUUAUGGCUAUCCUUUAAUUCCAAUGACCCAAAUGAAUUACUAAUCCUGCAAAACCGGAUACAAGAUGAAGUACGACAAAGUGAAGCCCAGCAGUUAAUGGCUUUACAAACCGGCAUUGAUCCUGGGUAUAACCGAAGACUUGUAGAUAAUAAUGGUGUUCUUAUCUUACCUGUGGAAAUUGAGUUGGAUUAG